AUGGCAACUAAACUGGUUAACGCGACGACUGGCGGUCAGCAUGGGGCGGGCUAUGCAUGUAUGAACUUACGUCACACGAAGAGCUGCGAAAUCCCCCGCGGCGUCUACGAAGUCAACACCGGCUCCGUUCACGCUGCAACAACCGAAAAGUCGUCUAUUUCCACACUUUCCAUCGCGACUUCGGCGCAGCCUGGCGCGUCGUCUCGUCGGUAUAUUUACUCUGUGACCGUCGCAAAGCCGACGCGGUCCGGCCCCACCGCUUUCAGAGCAACCGCGGGCUGCGAGAGCGCUAGUUUCGAGUUGGGGCCGAAG
Iphiclides podalirius (scarce swallowtail) is the source of this 312-nucleotide messenger RNA. The record is from the annotation of a GenBank genome assembly. NCBI's taxonomy places the organism in Eukaryota, Metazoa, Arthropoda, Insecta, Lepidoptera, Papilionidae.